UUUGUAAUUGUGCACCUCAUUCCUGGGGUUUCAUGUUUAUAAGGAAAAAGCUACUCUUCCUCCUACUCCAGGCCUGUAUAACUGUCUCAGCAACAUCAUCCCAGCUAACUCAGAUCUAGUUUGUCAUCUGUCAUAGUCUAGUCAUGCAUGCAGAGACCUGUAGAAACAUCCCUGUGAAACAUCUGAAAAACACCAACAAAAAUGCUUUAUUCAAACAACUGCAAUUAAAGGUUUCUGUAGCAUUUGUUUCUUGGGUAGCAGUGGAGUGGGGUGUGGGUCAUCCUGUGUCAGGGCAGUCCUGAGGAAGAACGAAAGGUGUUAUGUUGGUGUUCAUUCUGUGUUUUGUAUCUGAACUGGUCUGUAGAUGGAAGAGAAUCAAAGCAUAACAUUUGCAUGUGCUAGUCCAACAUAAAAUGUGUCCCAGCACAUGGAAACAGUGAUACCAGCUCACAUGCAGAUACUGAGUUUGCUGCUAUUUUCAAAUCUGCCAGGGAAAGAGGCAGUAGAAUUGGAGGUGGAAGGGAACAGCUGUACCUUAAACACCCCCAACACCCUUUGUAUUCUUUUAAACCGCUGUGUAACGCUUACACUGAAGUUACUGAACUGUUCUAGAUGUAUAAAAGCUAAAAUAGGAUUAAGGUAGAUGGCAGUUUAAAAAAGGAAAUUAAGCUGCUUGAUCUUUUCCAGAGUUCAGAAACCCAUGCUUUUGUGUGAGGCUGUAGUAAAAACAUUUAAUGCUUAACUUAGAAGAGAUCUCAGAUACCAGUAGUAAGCUCUGGAGUAUGGCUGAAUGACUUAAGGAGACUUGCAUGGAAUAAAUAAGAUUUGUUUUCUGUGACUGUCAUUAGGGUUGGCUGGAAAGGAUUAUCAUAGAUAACUCAAAGCAGAUGUUCUCCAGUAAACUUUAAAAUGAAUUAGUCUGUGUGCUAGUCAGUCUUCACAACAUGGGAAUAGCAUGGGAUAACUUGAAAUGCUGUAUAAAUUGUUCUUAGAAGAUUUGUGCAAGCUCCAAAAUGCAAGGUCCUGGGGUUGCUUCACAGAAGUUCAUGUUUUGGGGUGGUAGUGAUGGGUUACAGUGUAAGUAAAGGCAAAUAGAAACUAAAAUGAUGUUGCUGACUUAAGCAAUUGUGUUCUUUAACCAGUGUCCGAAGAGAGCAAGGUUGCCAGGCUUCCUUGUCCCACUCUGCUUUAUGUUACUCUGCCUGUCUGCUGUGUAGCCAGUAAACAUUUUUAAUAGCAGCUUAUGUUAAUAAACUGUCAUUUCUGAUGCUGGUUGAAGUAGGAUGAUGUCCUGGUAGGUUUUGUAAUGUCGGUCUCAUGUCAGUUCUGUGACGAUAUAUUAAUUGUUAAGCCAGUGGUGGAUGGUUUAAGGUAAAGAUCCUGGUGUGCAAUCCCGAUGUUCUGCUGUUAAUGAAAUAGGUGUCUUCACAUUGAGGAGAUAAUAUGUGAGGUGUUUUGGGGAGGUUGUCUUGUUUGCAUCAUAGUGUUUAACUAUACCACAAGAACUUGCAUAGUUUGUGUUAUUUUGAAAUAGGUGAGUAUGAUUUCUAUUAUAAGCUUCUCUUGAUGGCAGUUUGGGUAAAGCACUCCAAGAAAGCUACACAAAACUAGGGAGGAAGGGUGAAGUUGUUGAACCUGCCUGAACAUUUUUAUUAUGUUGCUUAUUUUAAAGAAUCAUACUUCUGCAGCUCAAAAUGAAGGGAAAAUGAGAGGUGCUUCUUGAAGUUAUCCUGAGUGUAAGCCUUCGUGCUCCUUGCAGUGCUUGCUUCAGUGCUACAGCAUGUUUUCAAUUGGUUACAAAUGUGUGAAGAAUCCAAAAUGGGUGUUUUAUAUUUUACCAGAAGUUGAGUGAUCAGCACAGACUCAGCGGUGUAAGGCUGCUUUCCCUCUCUUUAAUUGGCACCAUGUGUCCCUGAAAGGAGGGAAUGAAGUAACAGUCUAUCAGUCUUGGUAUAGAGCUGGUCCCUGGUAGGCAAUUCGGCAUUCAGGGGCAUCCAUAUCUGUGUGUUUGGGUUUAUUGAACAAAGGCGAAGCUGUUACUGCAAAUUCCCUCACCAAUUUCAUCUUUCUGUAGGUGUGUGUAUACAUGAGCGUAUCACUUUUCCCCCAUCUUGACCUUUGGAUAGAUUAAUGAUCCUUUUUUUGCAAUCAGUUUGUCAUUAGAUAAUGAAUUUUUGGGGAUUACCAGUAACUGCAAAAUAAUUGUACCAAUUAUUGGUCUGUGCAAUACAUAGAGCCUUUUUGCACCCUGGUAAUUCAUAGUCUAAAAUAUGUGUUGGGAAGGGAGAGUAUCAUGUUCUGCAAGUCUAAAAACGUUUGUCUGGAAACUCCCAGAAUUGAACAUUAGCUGUUACAAGUGCUCUGGUUCUAGAAACUGGGGGGAAAACCAAACAAACCCUGGUGUUAUAUAUUACUUACUGUGGUGCUCAAUCACCCUUCCUAGGCACUGAGGGCAGUGCAAGGAUCGAAACAUGGAAGCAAGUUAGUGCACUGAAGUGAAAUAGUCAGAACUAAAAUAUGUCAAAAUACAUGCUAUUGCUGCUUUAAAGCUUAAGUGGAGGUUUACCAGACCUGACUGGAUGGUAUGGCUUUAAAUAUCUGCAGAGGCGUUGUAGCUCAGCGAAGAAAGAACCAUGACAAAUUCAUCUUUGGUCUGAAGUUGGUGUUACAAUCUGUAAGAGUUGUAAUUAUUCAAAGCCUAUAUGGAAUUUAAACAUAAGUUUGCUUGAUUUUUAGAUUUGCUUUUAUCAAAGUUUCAUUGCUGACAGCUUCACUUGGGUAUCUCCAACACCAAGCAGUCCUGCUGUGAUGGAAAAAAACAUUGUCAUGCACAAGAUUCUCUGAAAGGAGGAGACUUCAGCUCCUGGUUCUCCUGUUGUAUCGUAAUAGAAGGGUAGGACUGACUUGAAAAAGCUAAUUCUUUCAAACUUCCAGCCUUCUAAAAUUAAAGAAUCUUGCAGUGGAGUGUGUGGCUGGGAGGAUAGUGCAGAGCUACCUGAUUGUGCUCCUGGUUAGACUUUAGGGUAACGUGAGGUCCCUGCAGAGGUUCUUGCUGAGAGAUUUUUCUCAGAUGCAGUUUGUGUCCAGUUGUGUCAGAAAUGCAAUUAAGCAGUAAAUGAGACUGAUCUGAGAUUUCCUUUGCUUAUCUUUUAAAUUUAUCUACAAAAGUGAAUUAGAAAUUCCAGUUUUCAGUGCUUUUAUCAUCAGGUAAUAGAAAUACGGAUCCCUGUGUAGUCUGGGGUUUCUCAGAGAAAUUAUUAAAAUCACACUUCUGCUUAAUAUCUACAGAUUGUGGCAACUGCUUCUGUGUGGAGCUUACUCGUGCAUACAGAAAUUUUGUGGUAAAGCCUAUCAGAAGAUCUGAUACAUGCUUUGCUAAUGUAAUGUGAAUUUCUGCAGUUGCUCCUCACCAUCUUACAGGUCAGGAAAUAAGAUUCUGGAAUGAUGGAGGAGUUUUUGAGCUUCGUUCAGGAGCCGUGGCUGUAUCCCAGCCCUGGUCCGUCUGGUGCUGGGCAAUGGUCUGAGGACACCUACUGGGCAUGGCGCUGGCUUCGUCUCCACUUGGACACUUGGAGGAGCUUGUACCUUGGGUUUUCAGACAGGAAGCAUCAGUAUUUUGAACAGAAUUGUUGAAUGAUGACUUGUGUAAUUCUAAACCAGUGCCUGAGGGAAUAAAUGCAAGAUUUCUGAUUUGACUCAUUGUUUUUCGUGGUCCACUUGCAUGUAUGUUUCCAGUUAGGCUGUGGGACAAUUAACAGAUACUUUGGCUAGGGGUCUCAGAACUUUGCUAGUAAGUCACGCUGGUGUUAUUGCUAAUAUUUCCUUUAGUUUUACAUAGAAUGGCUUGGAUUGGAAGGGACCUUAAAGAUUAUCUAUUUCCAACCCCCUGCCAUGAGCAGGGGCACCUUCCCCUAGCCCAGGUUGCUCCAAGCCCCAACCAGCCUGGCCCUGGAUGCUUCUAUGGAUCGAGCAUCCGCAGCUGCUCUGUGGCAGUGCCUCGUCACCCUCACAGUAAAGCAUUUCUUUCUUAAACCUAAUCUAGAUCUCCCCUCUUUCAGUAUAAAGCCAUUCCCGCUUGUUCUGUCCCUACAUGCCCUUGCAAAAAGCCCCUCUCUAACUUCUCUGCAGGCCCCUUUAGGUACUGGGAGCUGCUUUAAGGCCUCGACAGAACCUCCUCCAGGCUGAACACCCCCAGCUCUCCCAGCCGGUCUGCACAGGAGUGUGUUUGUUACAGCUCCUGCAGUUUCCAACUAGAUCCAUAACAUGGUGGCAGUGCUGGAAGUGAUCUCCAGCCUGGAGAAAUAUCCCAUUACCAAAGAGGCACUUGAGGAAACAAGACUUGGGAGGCUUAUCAAUGAGGUGAGAAAGAAGACAUCCAAUGAGGAACUUGCCAAACGUGCCAAGAAAUUGUUGCGGAAUUGGCAAAAGUUGAUAGAACCUGUAACCCAGAGUGAACCAGUGCCAAGAGGGUUGCCGAAUCCACCUGGAUCAGCAAAUGGUGGUGCUCACAACUGCAAACCAGAAGCGCAACUUCCUGCUGUGGCUGGAUCAAAGCCAAUCAGUGAAUUGAAAAGCAGGAAUGAUAUACAGAAACUAAAUUCUCCAAAACCAGAGAAAUUGGGAAAUCGGAAAAGGAAAGGUGAACACAGGGACAGGCAUCAGGGCCCUCCUCCCCCAAAUGUCUCCAAAGCUAGUCUUGAAGUAUUACAAAACUCUUCACCCCCUCCGACAAAUGGAAUUGGAGGUAGUCCUGAAAAUUUUCCUAGUCCUGUGGACGUAAAUCUACAUGCAGGGCCUGAAAGCAGCAGGACGGAACUCAGUGAAAAUGAUAAACACAGUAAGAUCCCAGUAAAUGCUGUAAAACCUCACACCAGUUCUCCAGGACUUGUAAAACCUUCAAGCACUUCCUCGUUAUUAAAGACUGCAGUGCUUCAGCAGCAUGAUAAAUCGGAAGAAACUACAGGACCACACCAACCUAAGAGUCCUCGCUGUUCCUCAUUUAGCCCUAGAAGCAUUAGGCAUGAUACUUUUGCUCGGCAGCAUACUACGUACUCACCAAAGGAUUCAAUGCCUAGUCCAUCUCAAAGGUCUCAGUUCUUAGAUACUGCACAGGUGCCAUCACCGCCACCAUCCUUGAUGCAACCAUCAACACCUCCGAUGCCAGCAAAAAGACUGGAGUUCACUCAGCAAUCAGUAACUGAGGUAUCUCAGCACUGGCAGGAGCAGCAGGUACCUUCUGAAAGCCAGCAGAGGCAUACAGCAGGGACACUUCAACAGCACACAUCUCCCAGCUGCAAAACCAGCUCCCACCCAGGGGAAUCUCUCAUGCCACACAUGGGCUUUUCACAAGACACUUCAAAAAUGGACAGUGAUGAUGCUGCUUCAGGUUCUGAUAGUAAAAAGAAGAAAAGGUACCGACCCAGAGACUAUACAGUCAGCUUGGAUGGGCACGUGACAGAAGGGGGUGUGAAACCUGUGAGAUUAAAAGAGAGAAAACUCACUUUUGAUCCCAUGACAGGACAGAUAAAACCUUUAAUACAGAAAGAUCCUUUGCAGGUGGAAAUCCCUGCACUUCCUGAACAGCACAGGACAGAAAUGGAAAAGCAGGAGCAAAAACCCAACCUGCAAAGCCCUUUUGAACAAACGAACUGGAAAGAAUUAUCCAGAAAUGAAAUCAUUCAGUCGUAUUUAAACAGACAGAGUAGCUUGCUGUCUUCAUCAGGAGUACAGACUCCAGGAGCUCACUACUUCAUGUCUGAGUAUUUAAAGCAGGAGGAAAGCACUAGAAAAGAGGCUAGAAAGACUCAUGUUCUAGCUCCUAACAGCAAACCUACAGACUUGCCUGGGGUCACAAGAGAGGUCACAAGUGAUGACCUCGACAGAAUACGUGAACAUAACUGGCCAGGCGUGAACGGUUGUUAUGACACACAGGGUAACUGGUAUGAUUGGACACAGUGCAUAUCUUUAGAUCCACAUGGGGAUGAUGGUAGAUUGAACAUCCUGCCUUACGUCUGCCUAGACUGAGUACAGUUUUGCUAAAAAUGCUUUUUACAUCUGCAGUUAGCAAAAAUGGCAGACACUAUGCCACUUAAAGAUGGAGAAAGCCUCCUGUCCUGGACAAACAGGCCCAAUGAGCAGAGGGUGUGAGGGAGCUGGUUCUUUAUAGCUCUUUCCUUUAAAUUCUCCUUUUGUGAAAUGCUGCUACCAGUUUACUAACAAUUGCAAAGGAAGGCAUACGAAGGUUGAUAAAUUGAGUUCAAAACUCUGUAGCGAGCCAGCUAUAAAAAAGUGUUAGUCCCCAAGAAGUGAAGAGGAUUUCCAGCACUUUCUGAAUGCCGGAAUCUUAUUACAGGCAGGUACAGAGAAAAUUGUGGACAUUACCUUAACAAAAUAUGCAUCUAUUUAUUUGACUUGAUUUGGGUUUUUAUUUGGCAGUGAGAUAUUCGAGAGACAAUGUGCAAAAACUGUAGUUUUAUUUCUAUCACAUCUCUGAACAUGAUUGUGUUUUAUUUUUAAAGUCAUGUGGUACGGAGAUUGGGUUUUAAACAGCAGGUGUUGCACUGUAGGCUGGGAGACCAGCUUCAGCUCAACAUUCCAUAGGCAUCCACAUAUUUUAGUCUGGUUUCAGUUUAAAUCCAGUCUCUGAGAAAUGCUGCAAAAACUAGAUGUUUAACGAUAUUUUUGAUCCCACCACCACCAGCCAAAUAUUUUUCCUACUUUUCCCUUCCUGCAAACUUCUAGUUAAAAAAAAAAAAACAAAAAAAAAAAAAAACCACACACAAAAAAAAAAACCAAGCAAGAAAAAUCACCUUUUCUAGAAUCUAAAUGUAAUGAGGGUGCUACAAGUUUGUAACUGUACUGUGAGAGGGAAAAAGGAAGCCUGUUUGUAUGCUGGAAAUAUACUUGUUACCAUUCCUUUAGAUAUUGUUUGCCUUAUGGAUAUCCAUCAUAAACGCAAUUUGCAAAAACAAAGAGCCUUAGUGAAUGUACAGUAACUAGACUUCUGUGUUCUUGGGAUGCAGAAGGGAGCAACUUUGCUAUUUGGUCCUUUAAGUGGACACAUUGUGAUAUAAAUGUGGAAAUAAAAAAAAUUUGCACAAAACAGUUUGUGAAUUAUUUAUACUUAACUCAUUUUUUUUUUAAGUUUGCUCAAU
Messenger RNA from Falco peregrinus (peregrine falcon), 7154 nucleotides. RefSeq names its product mediator complex subunit 26 (gene MED26). The transcript has 3 exons. The coding region runs from base 4264 to 6024 and encodes 586 amino acids. Gene Ontology annotation, biological process: positive regulation of gene expression; regulation of transcription by RNA polymerase II. Gene Ontology annotation, cellular component: mediator complex; nucleus; core mediator complex. Gene Ontology annotation, molecular function: transcription coregulator activity. The record is from RefSeq and is a predicted model, not a curated record. Lineage: Eukaryota; Metazoa; Chordata; Aves; Falconiformes; Falconidae.